UUUUUGUUAGUAUUUUCAUACCCUCGGCAGGUGACGUGCCAACACAAUCCGGGACGUGUUUCAAAAAUUCAAAGUGUUCGUCCCAUUGCCUUGUUGGCUUUGCAAUAUCUUGGCUAACGCAAAACCCAAAAUUGCCGUCCUCUUCUAAAUAUAACGACCACCAUGACCGUCUUUCAUUUACCACCUUGCUCCCUUGGUUUUUCGUGAAAACUCCCGCAUCAUCUCUCUAUCGUUCUGUCCCUAUUUCGGUAUUAUCAUUUAUCAGACUCUCCUCUACACCAACUGUUUUUUCAGAGAAAGCUUCCGGGAUCAUCGUUACUAUCGAGACUUUGCUUGGCGGGUUCCUUUGAAGAGACUGGGAUAAGUCGAAUUCUCUUCUGAAUUUAGCUCUUAGGUGGCGGUUUUGCAAUUUAGAUGGAAUUUGGUUGGUGGACAGGUGGAGAGUGCAUUUAUUAUGCCUUGCUUUCUUAAUGACUUUGAUUAGUUGUGACCAGCUUACAGAGAUGACAAGUGAUGAAUGGGUAGCCUCGUCUGACACAUUUGACAAUAUAUUUGAAUGCAAGGAUGGGGAUAGAGCCUGCUCAAAGGAAAGGAAGGGAAAGAGACUGUGGAUGAAAGUCAAAUAUCAACUUAUUGAGUACCACGCAUUGCCAGGAUUUUUAAGGGAUAACGAGUUUAUUCUGGGUCAUUACCGAUCUGAAUGGCCAUUGAAGCAUGUGCUCCUCAGCAUCUUCUCCAUUCACAAUGAAACUCUUAAUGUCUGGACGCAUUUGAUUGGAUUCUUCCUUUUCCUCUUUCUGACCAUAUACACGGCAAUGCAAGCUCCUAGUGUCAUGGAUCUCAGUUCCCUCAAACGUUUGCCUGACAUGGUCAAACAAGCUGAUUUACACAAGAUUCAUUCAGAACUGUUGAAUUGCCUUCCUUCACUACCUAACAUGCCAGAUUUUCUUAAGUUAAAGGAUGAAUUAAGGACAUCAUUGCCAUCUAUGGAUUUCCUCUCCUCACUCUCAAGCUGGCAUUUUGUGCAACUCCUCACCAACUGCUUGCGUGAGCGGUUCUCCCAGCAUGGUGUGAAAGAGGAUGUGAUGAACACGAUUGCACCCCUAAUGGUCCGGCCAAUCACAAGAUGGCCCUUUUUUGCCUUCUUAGGUGGGGCCAUGUUCUGCUUACUAGCCAGCAGUACAUGCCACCUCCUCUCUUGCCACUCAAGGCGCCUUUCUUACAUAAUGCUCAGACUUGACUACGCAGGCAUUGCAGCUCUCAUUGCAACUUCCUUUUACCCUCCUGUCUAUUACUCCUUUAUGUGCAACCCCUUAUUCUGCACCCUCUACUUGAGCUUCAUAACUAUUUUAGGGAUUGCCACCAUUAUUUUCUCUCUGUUUCCAGCUUUCCAAACACCCAAGUUCCGGAGCUUCCGAGCUUCCCUCUUCUUCGGAAUGGGCAUGUCAGGUGUGGCACCUAUAGUUCACAAGCUAAUAAUGUACAGGAAUGAGCCAGAGGCCCUCCAAACCACCGGCUAUGAAAUAUUAAUGGGGGCUUUAUAUGGAUUAGGAGCAUUGAUUUAUGCGACAAGGAUACCAGAACGGUGGAAGCCUGGCAGGUUUGAUAUUGCUGGACACAGCCACCAGCUUUUUCAUGUCUUGGUUGUGGCAGGGGCAUAUACACACUAUCAGGCUGGUCUAGUCUACCUCAGAUGGCGGGACGUGAGAGGUUGUUAGAUUUGAAACUCCCAACUGCGUGCUAGAUGGAUCUUCUUAUGGUGUCUUCACUCUUCAACCUGAAUUAGUGAUAUAGUUUUUCCUUGCGGAUAAACUUAAAAGACCAUUUUCUUAUAAAAUGCAAGGGCCUUGCAUUUCAAAUGUAAUUGGGAUUGUAAUGAAAUGGGGGCUCAGCCCAUUAUCGGUCAUGAAUACAAACCACUUUCAAAUGAA
This is a messenger RNA of Carya illinoinensis, 1931 nucleotides long. RefSeq names its product heptahelical transmembrane protein ADIPOR3-like. The transcript is spliced from 5 exons. Lineage: Eukaryota; Viridiplantae; Streptophyta; Magnoliopsida; Fagales; Juglandaceae. The coding region runs from base 471 to 1718 and encodes 415 amino acids. Gene Ontology annotation, molecular function: signaling receptor activity. Gene Ontology annotation, cellular component: membrane. The record is from RefSeq and is a predicted model, not a curated record.